Messenger RNA from Gasterosteus aculeatus aculeatus (three-spined stickleback), 1110 nucleotides. RefSeq names its product prostaglandin D2 synthase a (gene ptgdsa). Gene Ontology annotation, molecular function: small molecule binding. The record is from RefSeq and is a predicted model, not a curated record. NCBI's taxonomy places the organism in Eukaryota, Metazoa, Chordata, Actinopteri, Perciformes, Gasterosteidae.
CUCAACACUUUGGCCACUGUUCCCUGAUCUCCAGCGGUGAUUGGCUGACAACCAGGUGGGUGGAUUGAGAGAAAAACAAACAUUGCCACAGGCUCUGCCAGUCUGUGUCGUCCGUUUUGACUGCCGACAGUUCUCGCAAGGCUCGGGUCAGAUACCCUCUCCCCGCCAUUCAGCCCGAAUCCACUUUGCCGCUUCCGUUCUCCUCGCAGCCAUGAGGACCACUGCGCUGGCUGUUGUCAUAGUGAUGUUGUUCGGGAUGGUGGUGGACGCAGACGUGAAGCCUCAGAGAGAUUUCAACCUGCGGAUGUUUGCAGGGAGAUGGUACCGUGUGGGCCUGGCCUAUGACUCUGCCAGUUUUACCCCCUUCAGAGACAAAGUGAAGGCCUCCAUGGGCGUCAUUACCGCCAUGCCAAACGGCAACGUCAACCUCACCAUGUGGGACGCCACACCUUUAGGUUGUCAGAGGAAAGUGUACAACUAUGAGAAGACCAGCGUACCUGGACAGUUCACGUACUUCAGCACACGCCAUAACAUGGUGAAGGACAUCACAGUGGUGGACACAAACUACACUGAUUACGCCGUGGUUCUCAAACACAAGGUUUUUAACAGAGAGUACACGCAGGUGGCGCUUUACGGUCGCUCGCAAACAGUCCGGAAUGAUACGAUAAUGAAGUUCAAGGCCUUCGCCGUGUCCCGAGGUUUCCCCAGAGACUCAAUUCUGACUCCACCGCCAGCAGAAAAUUGCCCACCAUCAAGAUCUGGGCGUUAGGUUCCCGGAUGUACCUGAGAUGACGGCGGCAUGAGUAUCCUGACCUGCUGCUCUUUGUCUGCCGGUUCACUUUUUACUAGAAUAUACUCUGUAGAAUGUAUUACUCCCGAGAUCUCUCUCCGCUAACAAGGAUGAUGAAUAGCAAAUAUCGGUGAUGAAAUGCACUUGUCAUUCUCUCUUAUCUGGUGGCGUACAUUUUCACACUGUUACUUUAAUAAACAAUAUUUAUCUCCAGGCUAUUUAAUUAACAAAAUCCCUAAUCACCAACCUUUUUUUGUUUGUUUAAUAUUCUGAAUGUAAUCUGAGCGGACGUAGUCAAAUAAACCAUAUUAAUCUCCAGA